UAGAUCUGCAUUACACUGUGUGCACAUGAACUAUUUCAAACCUCGUUUAACCAUCUUUGGUUUAACCAAACACUCGCUCAUCUAGUAAAACCGCUGCACGCAACGUUAACUAAACACUCGCCCAAUCACUAGGGAAGAGAUCGGGUGUGAAACCAGUGCUGCAAGAAAGAGUUUUACACACCCAUUGACAGGUAAAAUACUACAGCAAUAAUAUGGGCAAGCAACCAACUAAAACACCUGCUAGAGAGCCUGCAACAACUGCAGAUACCGAUCUAGUGACACUCAAUGUGGGAGGCAGUCUCUACACAACGACUGUUGCAACACUGACCCGCUAUCCAGACUCCAUGUUGUUUAGCAUGUACUUCGGUCUCAUCCCAACCCAACGGGACAACAACGGCCACUACAUCAUCGACGGGGACGGGCCCAUCUUCCGUCACGUCUUGAACUUCCUCCGCCGCUCCUCGCUCUGUCUUCCCAAUGACUUCAAGGAGUGGGACCUCCUGAGUGCGGAGGCAGAGUUCUUCAAAAUCAAGGAGCUGAUAGAUGAAGUGAAGUUGCUGAGGAAGGAGCGGUUGGUAGAGGGCAUCAGAUUCAGACAGGACACGGACACGGCAAUGGAUUACACGCCGCAACCAGCAUCUACUGAUGAUCAUAAGCCUUCAGAUCUAGUGACACUCAAUGUCGGAGGCAGUCUCUACACAACGACUGUUUCAACACUGACCCGCUAUCCGGACUCCAUGCUAGGUAGCAUGUUCGGUGGCAACAUCCCAACCUAUCGGGACAACAACGGCCACUACAUCAUCGACGGAGACGGGCCGAUCUUCCGCCACGUCUUGAACUUCCUCCGCCGCUCCUCCCUCUGUCUUCCCAAUGACUUCAAGGAGUGGGAUCUCCUCAGUGCGGAGGCAGACUUCUUCCAAAUCAAGGAGCUGAUAGAUGGGGUGGAGUCACUCAAAGAUGAGCGGUCAGCGGGAGAGGGCAGCAGACAGGAGAUGGAGUUCACUGAACUAAGUUUUGUCGAUAAUGGAGAGCUGAUGUAUAGAGGAACAGGGGUGACUCUCAGGACUAUCCCAACGUUAUGGCAGUUCUUUGAGGCACACGCCAAUAAAAACACAAAUAUUGCAGAUCGCGUUGAUGCUACAGGGACGAUCGUAUCGAAGCAAGGUGUUAGGGGAGUGGACCGCAUGAAAGUUUAUCAGGAGAUGACGCGACUGGGGUUCAGGCUGCUGGACUCUUCUGUAUGGGAGAACAAACAUGUUGAGAUAAAGCUGUUCGGUCGGAAUGCAAUUGGAAAUAAAUAUGGUGUCUGCUUUGCAUCUCAGAAUUCGUGUUUCUUCCAGUUAUCGCCAGUUAUAAUAAUAGUAGUGAGCCCUCUUAUGGAGGAUUUUCUAACCCUAAAGGUUGGAGGGUGUCUCUAUCAGACGACCCUAACAACUCUAAGAAAUCGACCGGACACAAUGCUUGCAAAGAUGUUCAGUUCUCGAUUCCUCUUAAAGAAAGAUGACGAGGGGAACUUUCUCUUAGACGGGGACGGCCCUACAUUCCGCCACAUCUUGAACUUCCUCCGAAGAUCGUGCCUUUGCCUCCCAGAGACAUUCGAGGAGUGGGACCUCCUGAAGACGGAGGCAGACUUUUUCCACAUCCAGGAUCUGAUCGAUGCGGCAGAUAUUCUGUUUGAAGAAAGGGAGGAGAGGAAGAAGCGAAAAGCAGAAGAGACGCAGUUUAUCCAGAUAGUGUCAAAGAGAGCGACCAGCGACGGGCACUUGAUCACGGGUUACAUUGGCUCGUUCAAUCUCUUGAAGGAGAUCGAUCCUCUGUGGGAGUAUUUUCAACAGUUCUAUUAUGACGAGUACACGCAUCUUUCUGUUGAAGAGUCCAUUGAGGAGAUUCUCGAGCACAGCCAGGGAAAGGAACUUACCGAUGGUGGGAUUUCAUCCGUAGAAAACUUCAAAAGUUUGGAUCCUCUGGCCACCUGUCAAACCAUAACACAGUAUGGCUUUGCUUUGAUCAAUACAACCACUCUCGCUCCAACCAAAACUCACUACGAUAUCCAGAAGUAUCUCUUUGGACGUACAGUCAAGAAAUAGAUCUUGGGUUGUUCUCUACAGGGCGAGUCAAAAAGAAGUUGACCACCGGGAUUGGUGAUGUUUUUCAAAACAAAAACAAAUUACACUUG
Molecule: messenger RNA, 2176 nt
Organism: Asterias rubens (European starfish)
Lineage: Eukaryota; Metazoa; Echinodermata; Asteroidea; Forcipulatida; Asteriidae
Exons: 4
Coding region: 213-2087 (624 amino acids)
Biological process (GO): protein homooligomerization
Molecular function (GO): protein binding
Source: RefSeq, a predicted model, not a curated record